Lotus japonicus is the source of this 2007-nucleotide messenger RNA. RefSeq names its product protein MAINTENANCE OF MERISTEMS-like. The record is from RefSeq and is a predicted model, not a curated record. NCBI's taxonomy places the organism in Eukaryota, Viridiplantae, Streptophyta, Magnoliopsida, Fabales, Fabaceae. Gene Ontology annotation, biological process: meristem development; meristem maintenance. The transcript is spliced from 3 exons. The coding region runs from base 16 to 1938 and encodes 640 amino acids.
GCUCCAGUUGAUUCUAUGCAGUCGCCCAUGGUAGAGGCUUCAGCUCCAGCUCCAGUUGAGCCUACUGAUCGAGUUCCUACUCCGCCGUCUCCCAUGGUUGAGGUACCUCGCCCUGAGUCACCAGGCGAGGAGUCAUCAGGCGAGUCGUCAUCCGGCGAUGAGUCAUCCGGCGAUGAGUCAUCCGACGAGGAGUCAUCCGGCGAGGAGGGGUCAUAUGACGAGGAUAGUAUUCCUCCUCCUGAUGUUGAUGCUGAUGUCGUGCCAGAGGCACAGGGUGGCGAGGAGGACCUGAUCCAGAGGUUGCCGCCGUUUCCGGGGGGGCCUGUUGAUCUGUCGCUUCUCACGCAUUAUGCUGAUCACAAGGCUCCCUGGACGUGGCAUGCACUCCUACGCACAGACGAGCGGUAUGUGGACCGUCGACACUUGAGGGUGGCCACAGCUGGGGGGAAGGUUUGGAACCUUGCUUGUGAUGGUGAUUCAGACAGUCACAGGAGGGUUCGAGAGUUGAUUGAGCAGACGGGUCUUCAUCAGCUACCCUGGUGCAGCUACUCGGAGACAGAUGCAGGCCUCAUUUUGGCCCUUGUGGAGCGAUGGCAUGAGGAGACUAGUAGCUUCCACAUGCCGUUUGGGGAGAUGACCAUCACCCUGGACGACGUGUCGGCUCUUCUCCAUCUCCCAAUGGGGUCGAGGUUCUAUACGCCUGGGAGGGGGGAGAGGGACGAGUGUGCAGCGCUAUGUGCUGAGUUGAUGGGAGGAUCUGUUGCUCGUUAUCAUGCUGAGUUUGAUAAGAACAGGAGCCAGACUAUUCGCUUUGGGGUCUUGCAGACCCUGUAUGAUGCUGCGUUGGAGGAGCACCGAUAUGAGGACGCUGCACGGAUUUGGCUGGUGAACCAGCUAGGCGCGACGCUCUUUGCUAGCAAGAGCGGUGGAUACCACACGACCGUCUACUGGAUAGGUAUGUUGCAGGAUCUCGGUCGAGUGUCCGAGUACGCGUGGGGCGCAAUUGCGCUCGCUACGUUGUACGACCAGCUUGAUCGAGCGUCCAGGAGGGGGACGGCCCAGAUGGGAGGUUUCAGCUCACUCUUGCUAGGAUGGGCCUACGAGUACCUUUCUGAUCGCGUCAUUAUCCGGAGGGCGGAUCCGGAGUACUCACAGGACCAGCCUAGGGCGCGGCGGUGGGUUAUGUCCCGGGUCGGGCAUGCAGGCCUCGAUGAGAGGCGAGUCAUGCUCGAUGAGCUGACGGUGGAUGACAUUAUAUGGACCCCAUUUGAGGACCAUCGGGCUCAUCGACCACGGGAUCAGAGGGCCAUGUAUUCUGGCUACAUCCGGACGCCAUUUGGCCGUGUUGUUCGACGACAUCUACCAGAGAGGGUUCUGCGCCAGUUUGGCUACAUCCAGGAUGUCCCUCGACACCCCUCCGAGAUCCAGACGACUGGGUCCCUUGCUGAGACCGCAGAUGCUGCCUAUGCUGAUUUUGUGCCGCACCUGCGCCCUCAGGGGAUCCCUGUUACUCAUUCGGGAGAGGCUGUGGAGGAGUACAUGAGGUGGUAUGGCGGUGUGUCCCAUCGGUUCAUCAUCCCUGAUGAUAGGAGGGAGGAGUUCAGUGCUGUGACGGUUGUGCGUCGGGUCGUGGACUUGUUGGAGCAGUCACUGGAGGUGCCAGAUGCUCUUGCAGUUGGCACGCAUGCCCGAUCCCUCACUGAGAGGGCGCUGGAUCUUAUUAGAUCCAGCGCAUUCAUCGGUACCCAGGGAGUAGCCUUUGCUGCUGUCCGAGGAGCUGGAGCUGCAGGAGGCAGAGGUCGUGGAGGUAGAGCGCGUGGAGGCAGAGCCCGUGGAGGCAGAGCCCGUGGAGAGGGUGCACCUGCAGAGGGCGCUCGUGGAGGCAGAGCUCGUGGACCUAGAGGUCGGAGGGGUGGCGGUAGGGGUCGGGGCGAGUGACUGUAUAUUUGUAUAUAUUUUUUUGUGUACUUUUAUAUUAUGACAUGUGACGACAUUGUAUGGACUCUU